Brassica napus (rape) is the source of this 1609-nucleotide messenger RNA. Its product is annotated as probable protein phosphatase 2C 74. NCBI's taxonomy places the organism in Eukaryota, Viridiplantae, Streptophyta, Magnoliopsida, Brassicales, Brassicaceae. The annotation marks the transcript as partial. Gene Ontology annotation, molecular function: protein serine/threonine phosphatase activity. Gene Ontology annotation, biological process: protein dephosphorylation. The record is from RefSeq and is a predicted model, not a curated record. The transcript has 5 exons.
AAAUUCUUGAAUGGCUCUACCGAUCAUGCGUCUCUCUUCUCCCAACAGGGCAAGAAAGGUCCUAACCAGGACGCCAUGAUCGUCUUGGAGAAUUUUGGGUCAAUGGAGGACACUGUAUUUUGUGGUGUAUUUGAUGGACAUGGUCCUUACGGUCACAUUAUCGCAAAGAGAGUCAGAGAUUUGCUUCCGCUCAAAUUAGGCUCUCACUUGGAGUCCUAUCUCUCCUGCGAGGAGGUUCUUAAAGAGAUCAGCCUCAACACUGCUGACAGAAUGACCUCUGGCAGCCUUGUGCAAAUAUCUGCUAAUGGUGAAUCCCGAGUCUACAACAAGGAUCAGGAUAUGGUUCAGAUGUUGUUGAUCUCGAUUGUUAAAGCCUACAGAUUCAUGGACAAAGAAUUGAAGAUGCAAGUGGAUGUUGAUUGCUUUUGUAGUGGUACUACUGCAGUUACUAUGGUUAAGCAGGGUCAACAUCUUGUUGUUGGAAACAUUGGGGAUUCAAGAGCAGUAUUGGGUACGAGGAAUAAAGAAAAUAAACUUGUUCAUUUUCAGUUAACUGAAGAUCUCAAACCAGAUGUUCCAGCUGAAGCAGCAAGGAUAAAGAGAUGCAGAGGACGUAUAUUUGCUCUCCGGGAUGAACCAGGAGUUGCCCACCUCUGGCUUCCUAACCACAACUCACAUGUUCUGGCCAUGGCGCGUGCUUUUGGAGAUUUUUGCCUUAAGGACUUUGGUCUCAUUUAUGUGCCUGACGUGUCCUACCGACGCCUCACUGAGAAAGAUGAAUUUGUUGUCUUGGCAACUGAUUGGAUAUGGGAUGUAUUGACGAAUGAAGAAGUUGUGGAGAUUGUAGCGAAAGCACCAACACGUUGCACAGCUGGCCGAGCCUUGGUGGAAGCUACAGUGAGGAAUUGGAGAUGGAAGUUCCCCACUUCAAAAGUCGAUGACUGCGCUGUAGUUUGCCUCUUCCUUGACUCGAAACCAGACAAAUUAUCAAUUGCUUCUUUCUCAGUGGAUAAACACAUCAGCAAUGGCCUUACUGAACCUGAUACAACAUCAACGUCAACUCCUGGCUCGGGAACCGAAUCACCUGAGCUCAAUGGUGUCGAAGAGUCGACAGAAUCGACACACUCGUGACAACCAAAGAGUAGGGAGAUAGAACAGAGGCAGGAGGUGAAAAUGUGAGAUUAGACUUUGUCUAUCUCUCUCUCCCUUUCAGUUUUUUAGUCUCUAAAUGUCUCUUAUGCUCUAUGUUCCCGUCAAAAGUCACUGUUUGUAUAUAUAACAAUGCCAAUACUUUUGCUAAGGUCUCUAAUUUUUUUCCCUUUUUUUGUAAAUAAAUUUCUUAAGCCGCAUUUCUGUUUUUUUGAGCAAUUUUUAUAUGUUAGAAACCGCAUCUGCUUUUUAGACCCAAAGUGAUGUUCACAGUGUUUACACUGCUUUUGUGCCUUUAAGGCUUUAUUUUGGUUUCUAUGCUGAGAGGCACAUAAAUCCAAGGCAAGAGUCCUUGAAUCAUGAUCCUUCCUCAGAUAACAUCAGCGUUUCAGAAGAACUGAUAAAUAGUGAAUAUAGAAUGUGGCAUGCCAAGGAAUCUUUUUCAAAUAGUUGUAAAUCA